AAAUUGCUGAGUGUUCUCAGGCAACAGUUUCUCAAGUGUUAAAAAAUAAUCAAACUAUUAAUAAACAAUCAGGUCAUCCCCAAAUAAUGACUGUGCAAAAACGAAAAAAAUUGUCAAAAGCUGUUCUUAAUAAUAAAGAUUCUAGGCGUCAAAGUUUAAAAGAAGUUUGUUAG
Funneliformis mosseae is the source of this 173-nucleotide messenger RNA. The record is from the annotation of a GenBank genome assembly. NCBI's taxonomy places the organism in Eukaryota, Fungi, Glomeromycota, Glomeromycetes, Glomerales, Glomeraceae.